Messenger RNA from Pieris macdunnoughi, 1302 nucleotides. The record is from the annotation of a GenBank genome assembly. NCBI's taxonomy places the organism in Eukaryota, Metazoa, Arthropoda, Insecta, Lepidoptera, Pieridae.
AUGACUGUAGUUGUCAAUCCAGCGAGGACGGAGGAGGAAGAUAUCGGGACACCUAUUCCCCCUCACUCUUAUCCAUUGGAUUUACCCUUGGCUUCAACACCUGAUGAUUCUAUGAUCAGCCCUCAAUACCUCGAUUAUAUCAGUCCCACUUCUGAUAUAAUAGAAAAUGACAGCAUAGAAAAUUCUCCUGAAUCUCCGCCUAACUUAUACGAUGAUGAAACUCAGAGUGACAUUGUAUUUGUAGCUGGUAUAAAUGACGACACAUAUCGAUUCCCUGGUCAUCGGCGAGUCCUGGCUGCAACCAGUCCUGUCUUCGCAGCUCUACUAUCAGCUAAAACCGACGUCAUAGUGGUCGAUUAUAUUGACCACAGAGGAUUUGAGAAUCUACUCAGAUACUAUUAUUGUGAGCCCACUCAACUAACAACUGUACAAACAGUUAGAUCAACACUCGACGCUGCUUACAAGUUUUUAUGUCCCCAACUUACUGAACGAUGUGCACGCAAGUUAGACGAAAUGUUGGACGCAGAAGUUGCACUGGAUAUUAUCCGAGACUUACGAUUCAUGUGCGCUAAAUUGCCAGGUGCCGCUUCUGCACCGCCCUUGCCUGCCUUGACGGACGAUAGAGCAGCUCGAUCGCUCGCCCAAUGUGCGAGUUACUGUGACAUGUUAGCGCAUAACACUCUCCUUGUAUUGGACGAUAACGCUGAUGCUGCACUUCAACAUGAGAAGCUUGAAGAUCUUACAUACGAAGACCUGGCGCUAGUUGUUAAACGAGACACUCUCAGAGUAUCGAAUGAACUGGUUCUGAUAGAAGCUUUAUCACGCUGGAGUACAUCUAUAUGCAAAAAAUACAAACGAGAGUUGACGCCUGCCAAUAAACGAGCUGCUUUAGGAGAGCUGUCAUAUUGCCCUCGAUAUCUGCUACUUCAAGGCGAUGAAUUGGAACGUGCUUUCGGGUUUGAGUUGUUAGAGCCAAUGGAAAGAGCUCUGGUAUUGGCACGAGCGAGGAAAUUAUCAGCACCAAUUCCUGUCGGAGCGCAUCAGGAGAAUUUACUUCGCCGUUGGGCCCGACCGCGACCAAAGGAUCCGGCGGCAGCCCCCGUGAAGCUUAGUCCUCGUUCUGAACCAGAGCCUGAAGAACAACAACCCACAAAGCUCUGUGGUCGACGUCCGAAACGUCUCAAACACCCAAAAUACCAAGUAGACGAUCCAAACCUUUACAAUACUUAUAAAAAACAAAAAGGGUGUUGCGCAAAAUUUACUGAUGGAUUAAUCCGAGCAUUUAUUUGUUUAUUUGAUUGA